AGUAUGAAUUCAUGGCCGCAGGGCCAUGGCUUUGACAUAAGAGUGAAUGAAGGGUGAUCCCAUGUCUGGUGGUAACUGGAGGUAACAAUUUGUGGAACCCUAGGGGACUUCCCUGAAAAGAGGUGGUGUUGUGGUCCUACAUCCCAGGUCCAGAGCUUCGAUACCAUUUAUGUGCCCACCUGCCUAUUUUUGUUGAAGGCUGAUAUACUGAUCGUUAGGAUCUUGAUGCAAUAGUGAACUUCAGUGACCCAUGGACUUGAAAAUCUUCAUUGGCAUGGCGAAGGGAGAAGGGGGAGCAGGUGAUCGAUUAAGGCAGUGCUGAAAUUAGAAUCCUGGGGAAAAUGCUGAUCAUGGAACAAAUUGUCCUCAUCAUGGCAUGUUUGUGUUAACUUCAAAGCUCUUCUGGGAAUGUAGCUGUGUGAGAGGUAUGAUUUAAAGAAUUAAGUGCAGAGGGUGUGUAAACUGAUGGCAUCAGCACCCUGGGUUUGGGAUCAUAAGGGUGAAGGGUGAUGCCAUGGUUUUUGUGUUUUGGAGGGACAAUGUGUGGGACCACAGGAGUACUGCCUGGCAAGACGAGUGUCUACUCACUCAUACACUCACUAUGGCCAGAUUCUCUCCCUACUCUAUGUUUGUGACACCCACUGUGUUAACAAGAGGCAGUGUGGCCUACAUGCCAUGCCUAGAGCAAAGGUAUCAUCUAUCUGCCAUAUGUCUGUUGUGGGAAGACACACUAUGAAUGGGAAUAUAAGGAGAGAGUGACUGGUAUCAAGGUCUGGUAUCUUCUCUGAUGUGGGCAGUAGAGGGGUAGAUGUAUGUGGAAUGUAGUGGGUAUGACGAACAUAAAAUCCUAAGAUCAAAGCUGAUCAUGGAUUGAACUGUCCCCAUUAUGACAGGAUAUGAACUUUGAGGACGUGGUCAUUGCCUUCUCCCAGGAGGAGUUGGGGCUCCUUGAUGAGGCUCAAAGACGUCUGUACUACGAUGUGAUGCUGGAAGUGUUUGUACUUGUAGCAUCUGUGGAUUGUUGGCAUAAAACAGAAGAUGAGGAGGCCCCUUCUGAGCAGAGUGUGUCUAUAGCAAGAGAGUCACAGGUCAGGGCUUCUAAGGGAGUUCCAGCAACACAGAAGACCCAUCUUUGUGAGUGGAGCAUCUCAGUCUUGAAAGCUAUUUUGCACCUGAUUGACUUCCAAGCACCAUACCUUGAGCAGAAAGCAUUCUUCAGUGAUGCCUGUGUGAGAGACUUCUGUUCCAGAGCAAAUGUUCUCCAGCAACAGAGGGAUGCCAGUGGAGAGAAGCCCUGGAAAGUAGAUAUGGGCAGAGCCUCGUUUGUGACCAGGUGCAGCUAUGUGUCAUGGAUGACGUUCACCCUUAGGGAGAUUAAGGAGGACCUCCCGGCCAUUUCAGGCCAUUUACAGCACCAUGCCACUUUUAACAGUGCAGAGCCACACAGUGACAGUGAGGGUGGGCAGACUGUUUACUGUGGAAAAAGCCAUCAUGAGUGGUGUGAAUGUGAAAAAGCUGCUAGCCACAACCAGAAACUUGUGCACCGUCAGAGUGUCUACUGUGGAGAAGGGCUUUUUGCGUGUAGCAAAUGUGGAGAGGUCCUUAGACAAAACGUGAACCUCAUUGGACAAAGGAGACUUCACACUCAACGGAGGCCUUAUGAGUGUAGUGAUUGUCGCAAGUCCUUCAACCAAAGCUCUAGAUUCAUUCAACACAAGAGAAUUCACACUGGAGAAAACCCAUGUGAAUGCAGUGUUGGUGGCAAUUGCUUUAGUUACAGAUCUGUCUUCAUUCAACAUCAGAGAGUUCACUCUGGAGAAAAGCCUUAUGGGUGUAGUGAUUGUGGGAAAUCCUUCAGCCAAACCUCAAAGCUCACUGAACACUACAGAGGUCACACUGGUGAAAGGCCUUAUGAGUGUAGUGAGUGUGGGAAGUUUUUUAGACGAAAAGAUCACCUACUUAAACACAAGAGAGUUCACACUGGAGAAAAGCCUUAUGAGUGCAACGAAUGUGGGAAAACCUUUGGACAGAACUAUAACCUCCUUCAGCAUAGGAGAGUUCACACUGGAGAAAAGCCAUAUGAGUGUCGUGAUUGUGGGAAGUCCUUCAGCCAAAAUUCUAGCCUCACUGAACACCAGAGAUGUCACACUGGUGAAAAGCCAUAUGAGUGCAGUGUUUGUGGGAAAUGCUUUAGACAAUGCAGCAAUCUUAGUCAACACCGUCGAGUUCAUUCUGGAAAAAAUCCUUAUGAAUGUGGCAAAUGUGGGAAAUCCUAUAGCAGUACUUCUGGCCUCAUUCGUCACCAGAGAGUUCAUACUGGAGAAAAACCAUAUAAAUGUAGUGAUUGUGGUAAAUGCUUCAGCUAUAAAUAUAGACUCAUUCGACACCAGAGAAUUCACACUGGAGAAAAGCCGUAUGAGUGUAGUUAUUGCGGGAAGUCCUUUACACAAAGAUCUCAGCUCAUUAAACACCACAGAGGUCAUACUGGUGAAAGGCCUUAUGAGUGCAGUAACUGUGGGAAAUCUUUUAGACGCAAAGAUCACCUCCUUAAACAUGAGAGAGUUCACACUGGAGAAAAGCCUUAUGAGUGUAGUGAUUGUGGGAAGUCCUUCAUCACAAACUCUGUCCUCAUUGAACACCAGAGAUGUCACACUGGAGAAAAGCCGUAUGAGUGUAGUGAGUGUGGGAAGUUUUUUACACAGAGUUCUACCCUUUUCCGACACCAUAGAGUUCACACUGGAGAAAUGCCUUAUCAGUGCAGUGAUUGUGGGAAAUCCUUCAGGCAACGUUCCAACCUUAUUCAACACUCUAGAGUUCAUUCUAGAUAAAAGUAUGAGUGUGGUGAAUGUGGGAAAUCCUUUGGCCAUUCCUCUAGCCUCAUUCAACAGCAUAUAGUUGACACUGGAGAAAGACCUUACAAGUGUAGUGAAUGUGGGGAAUCUUUUAGCCUCAGUCUAACUAACCUCUUUAGACACUAGAUUGUUCACACUGCAGAAAAGCCUUAAAUGUGCUGGAAAUGUUUUACUUUUUCACUCAGUACAAGAACACUGAAGGAAACUCUGAGAACUAUUUAUUUUAAAUCUUUUUAGUGAAACAUACACUAUGCUAUAUUCCUGAUAAGUUUUAGGUACAAGUGACGCUUUAAUGAGCUACAUAGCACUUUCUAACCUUCUCAGAGAUAUUACUGGAUUGAUGUCACAUUUUGUGACUGAGGCCAUUUUACAUCUACCACCUGGCUGACCUACACAGUGUGCAUAAGUUAUAACCCCUGAGUGCUCAGGGAAGCUGACCUGUCUUUUACCUUUUGCUUGAGGAAAUUAUGAACACCCCAAGCUCUUGGCAGGAUCCUCAUUCUUUUGUCUCUAACCUGGGCAUACAUCUGACCCAUUGUUGGUCAAGAGGACCCAUCCUCAGCUAAGAGUGCUACCUCUUUCAGGGACAUUGUGGUCCUCACAUUAUGCUAUAAUGAAUUUUUGCAACUUCUCAUUCACCAACCUUGAAACUGUACUGUACACCAUUCUGAUUUAUGUUUUUGUGAAGGUCUUUUUUUCCUUUUUUUCCUUUAAUUUUGUUGCUUCUGUUCAUUGUGUGGGGUGACUUGAAAGCAGAAUUGUGAUCUGUCAGCAUGUAGAGCUGAACAGAUUUUGUUGGGUGCCCAAUUUCCUGUGCUCCACAAGAGAUGGUAGGAUGGCAAAAGAUUGCUCUUCGUUUAAUAUUGCCUUAUUUUACAUUGCUGCCCAAAACCUUCAAUGUAAGACUGCAGGACUCUCUGCUCCUAAUUUGCAGUCUCAUGGCAUGAUUAUUGGGGAGCUCAUAGGUCACCCUGGAGAGGAGGUCUUUGUUCGUCUGUAAACCAUAUGCAUUUUGUUGCCUUGUUCACAGUACAUAUUACAUAAUGCCCAGCAACAUUGAGGGAACCUACUUCCCAGGUACUGCAAAGGAGCCAUGUGACAUGUUAUACAAAAUUUCAUAGGCUAGUAUUUUUUUGUUGGAAGACUCAGGAUUAGGUAGAACCACAAUUAGGACAGAAACACUGUAUUAAUAGUGAGUGGAAAAAACUUCAGUAAAUUAGAUGGAUCGUCCGUCUUCUGAAAGACACCAUGGCUUGUGUGACUUGUGGUUACAGACAAUCUCAGGACCUUCACAACUAUUUUCUGUAGAUGAUGUUAUUGGUUGAGAAAAUAAUCUAACGGUUUUAUGAAUUCCCCUGGCAUCUCCAGGUUGUUGGCCUCAAAGUUAUUGCUCAACAGGCAAGAAAACAAAGCCAGAAAGAGGGAUGAUCUGUAGUUGUCCCCAGGAUGUGUCUUUUGUGAAGCAAUCAAUAUUCCUGUUGAUUCAGAUAGCAGUAGUCUAUAUUUGCCAAUAUUUGCUGCCACUAAGGCAAGGCUGCGCCUUUCAGGACACAAAAAGAGAGAUGGUAGAGUACAUAUAGGCUUGUCAACCUAAUUUUCUUAGAAAAGAGGGAUAUCUAGGUCUUUAUUUGUAACCGAUUUUUAAAGCUUUAUUCAGGUAUUUGUAUAAUUGAUAUGCAGCACAGUGCACUUAUCUAAUGUGUAGUAUUUGGUGAGCUUUGAUAUAUGAGAAAUAAACUAACCUGUCACUUGUAUACAAGGUGGGGUAAAAAUAGGCUUAUAUUUGUGAGAACAUGAAACAGUUUAUUCUUGUAUUUUUUAUUGUAUUAUUUUCCAUACAAACAACUGUAAAUGUACUUUUGCCCCACCCAGUAUUUACUGCUGCCCUUUUAUAACCUGUCUCCCUGCCUUCCCUAGCCUUCCAGGCAGUCAUUGAAUUAUCUUCCUUUACAAUAGAUUAGUUCAUAUUUUCUACAAUUUUAAGUUGGUUGGGCAUCGUCCUGUGCACCAAAAGGUUGCCAGUUUGAUUCUCAGUCAGGGUA
Messenger RNA from Miniopterus natalensis, 4894 nucleotides. RefSeq lists its product as uncharacterized. Gene Ontology annotation, molecular function: RNA polymerase II cis-regulatory region sequence-specific DNA binding; DNA-binding transcription activator activity, RNA polymerase II-specific. Lineage: Eukaryota; Metazoa; Chordata; Mammalia; Chiroptera; Miniopteridae. The record is from RefSeq and is a predicted model, not a curated record. Gene Ontology annotation, cellular component: nucleus. Gene Ontology annotation, biological process: regulation of transcription by RNA polymerase II.